This is a messenger RNA of Myotis myotis, 1246 nucleotides long. It is a transcript of the gene NMNAT2, whose product is annotated as nicotinamide nucleotide adenylyltransferase 2. Lineage: Eukaryota; Metazoa; Chordata; Mammalia; Chiroptera; Vespertilionidae. Gene Ontology annotation, biological process: NAD+ biosynthetic process. The transcript has 11 exons. The coding region runs from base 104 to 1027 and encodes 307 amino acids. Gene Ontology annotation, cellular component: Golgi apparatus. Gene Ontology annotation, molecular function: nicotinate-nucleotide adenylyltransferase activity; nicotinamide-nucleotide adenylyltransferase activity. The record is from RefSeq and is a predicted model, not a curated record.
AGCAUCCAACGCCGCCGGAGCCUCGCCUUCCUUUCUCUCUCUGCAGACAUCGAGACACAAAAAGAAGCGACCCCGCGACGAGCGCGAGGAGCCCACCCGCACCAUGACCGAGACCACCAAGACCCACGUUAUCUUGCUGGCCUGCGGCAGCUUUAAUCCCAUCACCAAAGGGCACAUUCAGAUGUUCGAAAGAGCCAGAGAUUAUCUGCACAAAACCGGGAGGUUUAUUGUGAUUGGCGGGAUUGUCUCUCCUGUCCACGACUCCUACGGAAAACAGGGCCUUGUAUCGAGCCGGCAUCGUCUCAUCAUGUGUCAGCUGGCCGUCCAGAACUCCGACUGGAUCAGGGUGGACCCCUGGGAGUGCUAUCAGGACACCUGGCAGACGACCUGCAGCGUGUUGGAACACCAUCGCGACCUCAUGAAGCGGGUGACCGGCUGCAUCCUCUCCAAUGUCAACACCCCCUCCAUGACCCCCGUGAUCGGACAGCCCCAGAACGAGAACACCCAGCCAAUGUACCAGAACAGCAAUGUGUCCACCAAGCCCACUGCAGCCAAGAUCUUGGGGAAGGUGGGAGAAAGCCUAAGCCGGAUCUGCUGCGUCCGCCCGCCCGUGGAGCGCUUCACUUUUGUGGAUGAGAAUGCCAACCUGGGCACGGUGAUGCGGUACGAGGAGAUUGAGCUGCGGAUCUUGCUGCUGUGUGGCAGUGACCUGCUCGAAUCCUUCUGCAUCCCAGGGCUCUGGAACGAGGCAGAUAUGGAGGUGAUUGUUGGGGACUUUGGGAUUGUGGUGGUACCCCGAGACGCAGCGGACACAGACCGAAUCAUGAAUCACUCCUCACUACUCCGCAAAUACAAAAACAACAUCAUGGUGGUGAAGGAUGACAUCAACCAUCCCAUGUCUGUUGUCAGCUCAACCAAGAGCAGGCUGGCCCUGCAGCAUGGGGACGGCCAUGUCGUGGAUUACCUGUCCCAGCCCGUCAUCGACUACAUUCUCAAGAGCCAGCUGUACAUCAACGCCUCGGGCUAGCGGCCACACAGCCCUCCACUGCGCUCUCCCCAUGUCCUCUGCCAACACACUGGCCCCUCCAGUCUCUGUCGUCCCGUUUCUCUCCGGCCUCUGUUUCUCCAUCUCCUCAUCUUGACUGUUCUCCCCGUUCGCCGGCUCAAGCCCCCACAGUGUGGGGACCUUCAGAGACCCUCGGCAUCCCUUACUCCGCAGUCAUCUUUGGACAAACUUUCCUCUGGU